Galendromus occidentalis (western predatory mite) is the source of this 2214-nucleotide messenger RNA. RefSeq names its product transketolase. Gene Ontology annotation, molecular function: transketolase activity; thiamine pyrophosphate binding. The coding region runs from base 50 to 1924 and encodes 624 amino acids. Lineage: Eukaryota; Metazoa; Arthropoda; Arachnida; Mesostigmata; Phytoseiidae. The record is from RefSeq and is a predicted model, not a curated record. The transcript has 9 exons.
GCAAGAAGUGGAAGCGUGCUUUACGUGGAUAGUCGCUCCUAAAUCGAAAAUGCCCGGAUAUCAUCGACCCGACGCUAAAAAACUUCAAGAUUUGAGAGAUAUCGCAAACAAGCUCCGUAUUCUGAGCAUUGAAUCAACUCAGAGCAGCAACUCAGGGCACCCGACAACAUGUUGCUCUAUCGCCGAAGUGAUGUCCGUACUCUUCUUCAAGACCAUGAAAUACUCCGUGCAGGAACCGCGGCAUCCAUCUUCAGAUCGUUUCGUUCUCUCGAAGGGACACGCGGCCCCCAUCUUGUACGCAGCCUGGGCUCUCGCUGGGCUGUUCCCCGAAGAAGAGCUCAAGAAUUUGAGGAAAAUCGAUUCUGAUCUCGAAGGACACCCCACUCCUCGUCUGAACUUCAUCGAUGUGGCCACUGGGUCUCUCGGUCAAGGUCUGAGUUGCGCCGCCGGAAUGGCCUACACCGGGAAAUACUUUGACAGAGCCAGCUAUCGCGUCUACUGCAUAAUGGGAGACGGGGAAUCUGCCGAAGGAUCGAUAUGGGAAGCAAUGUCUUUCGCUUCGCUCUACAAUCUCGACAAUCUCGUGGCCAUCUUUGACAUAAAUCGUCUUGGUCAGAGUGAAGCCACUCCCCUGCAACACCAGAUGGAUAUCUACAGAGCACGGUGCGAAGCAUUCGGGUUCAACACUAUCGUGGUUGACGGACACGAUGUUGAAGCUCUGUGCAAGGUGUUCGACGAGGCCCAACAUGUCAAAGGGAAGCCGACCGCUGUCUUACUGAAAACGUUCAAGGGAAAAGGGUUAGACGGGAUCGAGGAUGCGGAAAACUGGCACGGGAAGCCCCUGGGCGACAAAGCUCCAGCUGCGCUCGAGGCGCUGCGAGCUCAGAUUUCCGGUUCAGAAAUUACCCUGAAACCCGAGGCGCCCGUGUUCGACGCGCCUGAAGUCGACAUCUCGGACAUCAAACUUUCGUCGCCGCCGUCAUAUCAGCUAGGCGAAAAGAUCGCGACACGGCUUGCCUAUGGCACUGCCAUUGCAAAACUAGGAUCUUCGAACGACCGAGUGAUCGCUCUGGACGGCGACACCAAAAACUCGACGUACUCCGACAAAUUCAAGAAGGCGCAUCCGGACAGGUACGUCGAGUGCUUCAUCGCUGAGCAGAACCUCGUGGGCGUUGCAAUCGGCUGUGGGACUCGUUCGAGAACAGUUCCUUUCGUUUCCACUUUCGCAGCCUUCUUCACGCGAACAUUCGACCAACUGCGAAUGGGCGCGAUUUCUCAAGCGAAUAUCAAGUGUGCUGGAUCUCAUGCGGGCAUCUCAAUAGGUGAAGAUGGCCCGUCCCAAAUGGCAUUGGAGGAUCUCGCGAUGUUUCGCUCGAUUCCGCGAGCGCUUGUCCUUUACCCAUCGGAUGCCGUGUCCACGGAACGGGCUUGUGAGCUUGCCGCAAACUACAAGGGAAUCGUUUUCAUCAGAACAUCGAGACCGGCCACAGCUGUUUUGUAUGACGCUUCGACCCAAUUCGCUGCCGGGAAAGCCCAGGUCGUGCUGCAGUCCGAUUCCGACAAAGUUCUCGUCAUCGGAGCUGGAGUAACGCUUCACGAAGCUCUUGCGGCGGCCAGGGAGCUCCAGAAGAAGGGGACCCAAAUUCGUGUCAUGGAUAUUUUCUCUGUGAAACCGAUCGACAGCCAAUCCAUUUUGAGUAACGCUCGCCAAUGCGGGGGAAAAAUCAUUGUUGUCGAAGAUCACUACCCUGAGGGAGGUAUCGGCGACGCCGUAGCGUCGGUCGUGAAGAACGAGGACGGCAUCAAAGUGGUCGCGCACCUCUGCGUGAGAGACCUCCCCCGGUCCGGACCACCGUCAACGCUUCUUGACGUGUUCAAGAUAUCGUCGUCAGCGAUUCAGGAAGCAGUUCUCGCGCAGGCUUGAUGGACUUGGAAUGACCACUCGAAAGUUCCAGCUGUGCGGUCAAGAUGCCGGUCAAGAAGCAGCUCCGUGAUGGCGCGCAUCGCUUGUUCGUCUGCGUCGUUCGACCGGGUGUCCUCAUUUCAAAAUUUUCCGGAUCGGACGUCUACCACGAUUCGAUCCGACAAAGCGGAGCUGGCUGCCUUAUUGAGGAAGCAGCCUCGAGCGAUGGAAAUCCGAGUCGUCGGAUCGAGUAGUCAAACAAGUGAAUGACGUCCUAAGCGAAUAAACAGAACGUCCUUUCAUGAUUUAUU